This is a messenger RNA of Closterium sp. NIES-65, 1881 nucleotides long. The record is from the annotation of a GenBank genome assembly. NCBI's taxonomy places the organism in Eukaryota, Viridiplantae, Streptophyta, Zygnematophyceae, Desmidiales, Closteriaceae.
AUGGCUCGUCUUUACCACCGAGCUCAGUUGCCCCUGCAUAUCAAGCGCGCCAUAUGCGCGCACCACGUCGAACACCCCCAGCUGCGCCACGUUGACCUCGCACGAUGGUGCUUCACUCGUUUCGGAAUCCGCCCCGACCGCUCAACCAUCGGGCGCGUCCUGAAAAGUGCUAACCGCUGGGCUAUCGAUGACACCAAUGACAACGCCGUGCGUGUGCACGGCGGUGCAUAUCCGGAGCUUGAGCGUGCCAUGGCACGGUGGAUAGCCAGGCCGGGGCCAGCUGGGGUGCCUCUCACCCUUGCGACUAUUCGGGACCAUGUCGCCUACAUGGCCCGCGAGAACGGUCUGCCGGCUACGUUUCGUUGCUCCAUCGGCUGGGUGCGUUGCGCAUUAUGCCGCCAGGGCGUGAGAUGCUUGAGCGCGGUUGGCGAGGCGGCCGACCAAGACAUGACGGCCGUGCGCACCACGCAGGAGAAGCUGCCGCAGCUCCUUAUGCAUUUGAACGUGAGGCCACGCGACACCUUCAAUUUUGAUGAGACGGCCCUCUACAUUUCCGUUCUGCCGCGGAAGACCUACGGCACGGGCCGUAUUGCGGGCAGGAAGAAUGGCAAAGAGAUGCUCACCAUCGGCUUCCUCGUCAACGCCGACGGCUCUACCUUGUUCCGCCCUCUCGUGAUCUCCAAGGCCCGGCGCCCGCACGACUUCCGCCCCGACUACGACCCGGAGGAGUUGUGCUACUGGCGCAACACCACCAAGGGGUGGAUGACUACCGCGGUAAUUUCCGUCGUGGAGGCUGCUAGUCUCUUCACGCACUACAUCGAGCAGCUGGAUGCGGCUAUGUUUGCGGAGGGGCGGCAGAUCGUGAUACUGCUCGACAAUGCCAGCAGACACACGCUCACGACCCGGGGUGCCAUCACCGAGGACCUCUUCGGCUUCCGCACCCGCAAGCUCGAAAAUGUGCGACUCGUCUACCUGCCGCCUAACACUACUUGCUUCACCCAGCCCCUUGACCAGGGCCUGAUUGCAAUGGCGAAGGCGCGUUAUCGCGCACAUUGGCUGCGGAAGUUCACUGGCAUGUGGGCUGCCGAAGGCGCCACCUCCGCAGCGGCUCGUUUCAGGCCGAACCUCCGAUACGUGAUCGCGUGGCUGAGCGAUGCCUGGAUGAAUAUCCCGCCGCGCACCAUCCAGAGGUGCUGGUGGUGCACGGGAUGCCUCCCGCGCGCCUGGGCCAUGGAGUUGGCGCACGUGGGGGUGGGCGCUAUCCGCGAACCUGGCACCGUGGCCGACACCGGCCUUGUUGAGGAGGUCAACGACGUCGGCCUCCUCAUCGACCGGCUUUGCCUCGGAUCCAGCGCGAUGGCGGCGCACGAUUUCGUCAGUUUCGACGACAACCAGCCCACUUGCGCGGAGCCGGGUGAUGAUCCGCUCGCAGCGGAGCCGGUGCCGGCCCCUUCGCAUGAUACGUGGGCGCCUCCCUCGACCAUGCAAGAGGUUUACGAUGACGCCGACCCUGCGUCCCGCGAAUCGAGGCGCACUGCUCGCGCGGCAUGCGAGAUGCUCAUUGGUUACGCCAAGGCGACCUGCACCACCCCGCGGGACUUGUGCGCCAUCUUCGACAUUCGCAACCCGAUCAUUCGGGCGCGGAUGGAGCGCGCCAGCCCGCCGCUGAACCUCAACGCGACCCCGCCCCCCGCCAUGACGACUGCCUCCACCCCGGAGGCAGAGACCCCCCGUCCCCGUGGUAGGGUUCUCCCGGCGUGGAUGACGGUGCCUACGGCUGACUGGGUGGCACAGACUGCUCGCCGCCAGGAGCUCAUCGAGGCGGGUUUCCCGGCCGUCAUGAGCGGCUACGUCGCCGCCGCAGAAUGGAUGCGGAUGUGA